This is a messenger RNA of Paramisgurnus dabryanus, 4044 nucleotides long. RefSeq names its product mitofusin 2 (gene mfn2). The record is from RefSeq and is a predicted model, not a curated record. Lineage: Eukaryota; Metazoa; Chordata; Actinopteri; Cypriniformes; Cobitidae. Gene Ontology annotation, biological process: mitochondrial fusion; mitochondrion localization. Gene Ontology annotation, cellular component: mitochondrial outer membrane. Gene Ontology annotation, molecular function: GTP binding; GTPase activity.
CUUAGAUGACGUACAACACGUAGCUACAAGCUAAUGGGAAACGAACACACGAGCAGUUAGAUUAGCAGUUAAAUAAUAAGUACAUAUGUUCGUUUGUGUUGAACUUUCAGUCAGUAACAGUGUAGUAAUGCUGAAAUAAUACAGCUUUUGGUCUUAAUGGUAAUAUAGCAACAUUGCUUGUAUGCCCUCAUUACCUCAUCCGUCUCCGGCAUCCUGAUGAACAGUCGCGAUCAUUUGAUUGUUUAGGUGAAGAACUUGUUUCGGUUUCGUUAGGCAUCGGUAACUACCCUCUAAAAGAUCUUCAAGAAACCGUUUUAUUUUGGGAUUUAUUCUGAGGACAAUCUGCUGGAUCAACAUGCAGGAAGAAUAUUGUAUGACAUAAUCACUCCGCAUUUCCUGUGAGAUGUCUCUGGUUUUCCCACGACCCAACACUAGUGUCAUCGGUAAGAAGGACAAGCGACUAAUGGCUGAGGUGAACGCCUCUCCGCUCAAACACUUCGUCACUGCCAAGAAAAAGAUCAAUGGCAUCUUUGAACAGCUGGGUGCCUACAUUAAGGAAAGCUCAGCUUUUUUGGAAGAGACCUACAGCAAUGAAGAACUGGACCCUGUUACCACAGAGGAGCAGGUGGCGGAGGUCCGAGGUUACCUGUCCAAAGUGGCAGGGAUAGGGGAGGUCCUGUCUCGCAGACACAUGAAGGUGGUCUUCUUCGGCAGGACCAGUAAUGGGAAGAGCUCUGUCAUUAAUGCCAUGCUCUGGGACAAAGUUUUGCCAUCUGGAAUCGGACACACCACUAACUGCUUCCUGCGGGUGGAGGGCACUGAUGGCAAUGAGGCGUUUCUGCUCACAGAGGGAUCGGAUGAAAAAAAGAGCGUAAAAACGGUGAACCAGUUGGCUCAUGCAUUACAUCAGGAUGAGGAUUUAGACGCGGGCAGUCUGGUGUGUGUCAUGUGGCCAAAAGCAAAGUGUACACUGCUGCGAGACGACUUGGUGCUUGUGGACAGUCCUGGCAUUGAUGUCACAACAGAAUUGGACAGCUGGAUCGACAAAUUCUGCCUUGAUGCCGAUGUGUUUGUGCUGGUUGCCAACUCAGAGUCCACUUUAAUGCAAACAGAAAAAUCAUUUUUCCAUAAAGUGAAUGAGCGCCUCUCCAGCCCCAACAUCUUUGUUCUGAACAACCGCUGGGAUGCAUCGGCCAACGAGCCCGAGUACAUGGAGGAGGUGAGACGGCAACACAUGGACCGCUGCACUAGUUUUUUAGUGGAUGAACUGCGGGUGGUGGACCGUGCUCAGGCCAGCGACCGGAUCUUCUUUGUCUCUGCUAAAGAAGUUCUGCAGGCGCGUGUUCAGAAAGCCCAGGGCAUGCCUGAAACAGGUGGUGCUCUUGCUGAAGGUUUCCAAGCGAGAAUGUUUGAGUUUCAGAACUUUGAAAGACGCUUUGAGGAAUGCAUCUCACAGUCAGCGGUAAAAACUAAGUUUGAGCAGCACACAGUGAGAGCCAAGCAGAUCUCUGAAGCGCUGCGUAUGAUAAUGGACUCAACUCAUGUUGCAGCUCAAGAGCAGAGGAUACAUUGCUUAGACAUGAAGGAGGAGAAAGAGGACAGGCUGGAGUUCAUCGAUAAACAGUUGGAUCUGCUCACCCUGGAUUGCAAGACAAAAAUCAAGAAGAUCACGGAGGAGGUUGAGAAGCAGGUGUCUAACGCUAUGGCAGAGGAGAUCAGGAGACUGGCUGUGCUUGUGGAUGACUUCCACGUGGAUUUUCAUCCUACACCAGUGGUGUUGAAAGUGUAUAAGAAUGAGCUUCACAAACACAUAGAGGAUGGUCUGGGCAGGAAUAUGUCGGAAAGAUGCUCCACUGCUAUAACUGCUGCCUUACAAGCCACACAGACUGAUAUGAUUGACGGUCUGAAGCCCCUGCUGCCCAUUGGAAUUCGAGAACAGGUGGAUAAGAUUGUGCCCAGACAGUGCUUUGCCCUCAGUUACGACCUCAACUGUGACAAACUCUGCAGUGACUUCCAAGAAGAUAUCAGCUUCCACUUUUCUAUGGGCUGGACCAUGCUUGUCAACCGCUUCCUAGGUCCCAAGAAUACACGGCGCGCACUCAUGGGUUACAGUGACCAGGUUCCAAGGCCGUUGGCCAUCACUCCGGUUAGCACCAGCAUGCCUCCUUUUCCUCAGGGAGCCGUGACCCAGGAAGAGCUCAUGGUUUCCAUGGUAACAGGACUGGCAUCCCUUACAUCCAGGACAUCGAUGGGCAUUAUUGUUGUUGGAGGAGUGAUCUGGAAGGCUGUUGGCUGGAGGCUCAUUGCUCUGUCUGUGGGUCUCUAUGGGCUGUUGUACGUCUAUGAGAGACUCACUUGGACAACCAGAGCCAAGGAGCGGGCGUUCAAGAGACAGUUUGUGGAUUAUGCCAGUGAGAAACUACAGCUUAUUGUCAGUUAUACUGGAUCUAACUGCAGCCACCAAGUUCAGCAGGAGCUGGCUAGCACCUUUGCUCAGCUGUGUCAACAGGUGGAUGUGACCAGACAGCAGCUGGAAGAUGAAAUUCAUGACCUAAACAGCAAGAUCGAGCAGCUUGACUCCCUGCAGAGUAAAGCCAAGCUGCUCAGAAAUAAAGCCGGCUGGCUGGACAGUGAACUGAAUAUGUUCACCCAACAGUAUCUUCAGCAGGGUCGAUAAGAUCGCUUGUGAUCCACACCAUCAACGCUAUGUAGAGCAAGAAUCUUUUCAUUUUACUUGCUGCAAAAAAAUGUAACACUAUGCCAUGCCUAGAUACACGCAUUUGAACAUACCAAAUAUCAUUGCAUAUAUACAACGUCUUUUAUAUUUUGUUGUUAAAAAUAUGAAGUCUGGUAAUAUGCCACUUUGAAGAGCGUCCCUUGGUUGAUUUUGUUUUUGCAAGCAAGACACUGACUGCUCUUUCAGUGUUACACAGGAGUAAUUAUUUAUUCUUUAGUAAUUAUUUAUUAUUAUAUUGAGAUAAGAUGUCAUGUGACUUGACUUCUUUGUGGAUGUACAGAUUCCCAUUUCUCCGUGCCACAUGAAUUUGCAAAAAGUGAGAAAGCAUUUAAAAUGAACUCUCGCAUGCCUUGUAACUUUCUGCUUUAAUCAAUUAAUAUAUGAAAAUGAGAUGUUAUUUAAGCAAUGCGUUGUCUCCAUUCCACUCAGUUUUCAUGCAAAAUGAGAUCUAAAUGAUCUAAAAAUGUACCACAAGAGCAAGUUCUCAGUUGACCUCAUUUCCAUGGAAUUCUAAGCUUAGUGUUGCCUAGCUGAAAAUUAAGCAAAAUAAAAGAUAUACUGUCUUCUCCCAAAAAGGGGAAACAUUAAUAGAUUGUUUCGAACAUAAACCUGUUUUGUAAACAACUCUUGCUGCAAUAAAAUUCUAAAUUUUUUUGGCUUUGUUUUUGUUCUUCAUAUAAAUACUCAUCUUUUUUACUAUCAGUAUGACACAAUAAAACAGGAAAUAUGAAUUGAAUUGACAUAACUGACUUUUUGUAAGGCUAGGUACAAAUUUAAAGUAAAUCCCAUACAUUAAAAACAUGAUUUUAUCACUCCAUCAUGACAUAGAUAUACAUCUUCCUGUGGCAUAUUGGGAAAUCAGCCUGAAAAUCUGUAGUGUGUAUGUCACAUGACACAAAAAGUUUGCUUUAAAUUCUUUAAAUGCAAACAUUUCAUGUUUUCCGUGAAUUUAAUGUUAAAAUGUAUAAAUUGUACUAAUGCUUUGGUUUUAAGUUUGACUGCACUAUAGAUUAGAGGCUGAGACUGUAAAUGAGCCUUUGUUAACCAAAUGACAUGUAUGAUAUGUGGUAAUAUUUUGUAUUAUGGUUUGUGCCAACUGUUUCAGAAAGUGAUCUGGAAGGCUCUUGUGAUGUGCACUUUAUAUUUUGCUGCUUGUUUUGCAUUAAUUUCCGGCAGGUUCUUUAAAAAAGUGAAUGGUACAAUGAUUUAUGUAAAGAGUAAUGUAUAGAUAAGCAUGCUGAGGCGGUUGUAAAAUUGACUGCUAAUCACUAUUACUGUUAAAUGAAAUAAUAAAGUUGUUGAGAAGA